This is a messenger RNA of Cooperia oncophora, 276 nucleotides long. Lineage: Eukaryota; Metazoa; Nematoda; Chromadorea; Rhabditida; Trichostrongylidae. The record is from the annotation of a GenBank genome assembly.
AUGCAACGAGGCAUGCAUCGAGCACAGUAUCAGUCUUAUCUUGACCAAGACCGAGGCGAACGUAGAAUGGAAACUGCUGACAAGGACGUGUCCAAACUAUUAACACAUGCGGCACCUCGCUCUGAUCAUGCUCAAGAUUCCGAUGAACUAACACCCACUAACACAACGUACGCAACUCCAAUAUUAUGUGGACGAAUUCGCAAAACCUGCAGUGAGAGCUCAUCGAUGUCUAAGGACGUUAGCAGAGAGGGACAAAAUCCUGAAGCGAUGAAGUAG